AUGGGAGUGACGGGAACAGAGAGAGUGAAUUGUGCAGCUUUCAUGUUACAAGAUCAUGCCCGCGUCUGGUGGGAUAUUGUGGGACAGACUCGUGAUGUCAAUGUAAUGACUUGGGAUGAGUUUAAGAAUUUGUUUGAAGAAAAAUUUUAUAACAUCGCUGUGAGGACUUCACACAUGGAAGACUUUGUGAAAUUAACUCAGGGGAAGAUGUCUGUGGCCGAAUACACUCUAGAGUUUGAUCGAGCCGUCCAAGUUCUGCGUGGUAAUAUCAGUAAAGGGACCGACAGUGGUAACACUGAUCACAAACGAAAGGUUGAUGCUUCCGGAACAUCAGGGGGUAACAGGAAGUUUCGGGGAAACAGAGGUGGCCGCCAUGGCCGCGGAUCUUCAUUCCGAUCUUAUCCUGAGUGUCCAAAAUGCAAGAAACACCAUCAGGGUGAAUGUCGGGCCAAGACUUGUUUCCAGUGUGGCAUGGUGGGUCACUUCAUCAGAGAUUGUCCUCAGACUAAGAAAGAGGAGCCUAAGAAGAAUGUUACUCAGAACCCGGGACGACUUUUUACCAUGACUCAGGCUGAUGCUGAUGCUAGUUCGUCAGUGGUGACAGGUCAGUUGUCUAUAAAUGGUUUUUCUUAUACUGUAUUGUUUGAUUCGGGAGCUACCCACUCUUAUGUGUCAAGUAGAGUAAUUGAAAAUUUUGAUAAACCAUGUGAUAUUUAUGCUUCGGGGUUUGGUACCCUUUUACCUUCGGGAGACCUUAUAGUAUCCACUAGGUGGAUUCGGUCCUUGUCCUUCUGGAUUGACGGUUGUGAAUUAACCGCCAAUCUAAUAGAAUUGCAACUGUCUUAUUUUGAUAUAAUCCUGGGAAUGGAUUUUCUGUCUAAGUAUGGGGCAACGAUUGACUGCAAGCGGAAGAUGGUGGUGUUUGAGCCUGAUAGUGCCAACCCAACAGUGUUUGUGGGUAAAGUUCGGGGGCACGCAUACCAAGAAUAA
Molecule: messenger RNA, 990 nt
Organism: Cannabis sativa
Lineage: Eukaryota; Viridiplantae; Streptophyta; Magnoliopsida; Rosales; Cannabaceae
Exons: 2
Coding region: 1-990 (329 amino acids)
Biological process (GO): proteolysis
Molecular function (GO): aspartic-type endopeptidase activity; zinc ion binding; nucleic acid binding
Source: RefSeq, a predicted model, not a curated record